CUCAAACUGACUAGCGCAUGUCAUUUAAGCAAGGAGUCGAUUGCGAUAUAUGCGCUAGUCGUCAGAAGUGUCAGAAGCCAUGCAUGAGAAAUGAAAAUGGCGAAGUUUUGCUGAUAUUAAUUUAAAGAUUGUGGUUUUUAGUUUAGAUUCAGUACUUGAACUAGUUUUAACUAAAGUGAAACCUCAAUGACAAUUUAGUAGUGGUUUAGUUUUAUCCAUUCGGGUCAUUACGUCCAAAACAAAGCACAACAUGUCGGAACCGGGAGAUGUCCAACAACCGUUAAGCCCCGCUGAACGGGAUAAGGUUCCAUCUAGGGUGAUCAUCUCCGAAUCUGAAAUCACAUCCUUGAGCCCAACCGAGUGGGUCCACCGUUGGCACCAGCAGGACUCCUACAUAGCCACAUUGGAGAGGAAAGUUGAUCUUCAAGAAGGGAAUAUGUACGAGCUUCGUCAGACUAAUGAUAAAAUCCGUACUCAACUUGUUGAAGCCCAGCAACGUGAAAGGGUGUUGGUGAGGCGUUUAACAUCAAAGGAACAGGAGAACCAAGAGUAUAUGUGUCAGCUAAAUGAAUUAAAAAACUCACAAGCUCCAACAAUUCCAUCGCUUCGAUCUGCCAUGUUAGACCCUGCUGUUAACAGUAUCUUGCAGCAAUUAAGACUCGAAUUGCAAGAGACGAAAACUAAACUGGAAAACAUCCAAAACGAGCUUUCUGCAUGGAAGUUCACGCCUGACAGUAAUACCGGUAAACGUUUAAUGGCCAAGUGCAGACUGUUGUACCAGGAAAACGAAGAACUGGGCAAACUGACUAGUUCUGGCCGAAUUGCAAAACUGGAAAGCGACCUGGCGUUGCAGAAAAGCUUUUCGGAGGAAGUUCGACAGUCUCAGAACGAGCUGGAUUCAUUCCUAGCGGAUUUGGAUGAGGAUGUGGAAGGGAUGCAAAGCACAAUCUUAUUUUUGCAGACCGAAUUGAAACGAUCAAAAGAAAGUGCACAGACUUUACAGAAGGAAAACAGUAUGUUGAAACUAGCUAAUGGUCGAACAAACGGUGAAAAUAGUGGUGUUUGUGAUACAGAAAGGACGGACUCUGAUAAUGACUUAGAUCGGACACACGCUAAACGAGUUAGACGAUCGUCAGUUUUAAGUCUAGACUUUAACGAAGAUGAUACGCUUGUGAUAGGUACCAAUGGAGACGCCACUAUGUCUUCGGAUAUUGAAUAGGCGCUAAUCUUAAUUGCUUUACUUUUGAUCAAGUAGUUUUUGUACAUUCCUUGUGUUCCUAAUUUUAUUUCACGUGUAACAUACGGUUGUUUCCAACAUUAAAAUAAAAUAAUAAAAGUAUGUACAUAGGUAUACAUAUGGACUAGGCAAAAUUCGUAUCUCCAAGGUUAUUGUAAUUUAUAGGCGGAACCCCGGAGAAAAGGCACAUUGUCCCUGUGUAACUUUUUUUAAAUAUAUAAGUUAAAGCUGAAAAUAGAUUUUAAGUGUCAUUGCGUUGAAGAACAGCUGUAGAUAACCCUUUACUUUAUAAUGCUGCUGUCUUGUUUAAUUUGUUACUUAUGUUGAUGUCUGCUUUCUGCCGAGGCGUGGGUAACAGGGAAAAUUUUAUCAGGUAAAAUAAAGGAAAUUAUUAGUUAAUGUAUAAGAACUCAAAUUUCAAUCAUAUGACUCAAGACUACUUAGUGUUUACUGUUUAAAAAUGUUUGAGGCAUUCUUGCACAUUUCAGAAAUGGAGACAUAUUUCACUUUAAAUUUUCUAAUAAAACUUAUUUUAAUUUUGAUGUGUAAUCGAGUCUAAUCUGAUCCUUUCAGAGCUGCAUCAUUACGCAGAUACAGUAAUUUUCUAUAACAUUUUAUCCCUUUCAGAAGUCGUCUUAACUUUAAUAUAAUUUUAUAACGAG
This is a messenger RNA of Dendroctonus ponderosae (mountain pine beetle), 1899 nucleotides long. RefSeq names its product pre-mRNA-splicing regulator female-lethal(2)D (gene fl(2)d). The coding region runs from base 251 to 1219 and encodes 322 amino acids. Gene Ontology annotation, biological process: regulation of alternative mRNA splicing, via spliceosome. Lineage: Eukaryota; Metazoa; Arthropoda; Insecta; Coleoptera; Curculionidae. The record is from RefSeq and is a predicted model, not a curated record. Gene Ontology annotation, cellular component: nucleus. The transcript has 4 exons.